Molecule: messenger RNA, 1818 nt
Organism: Cryptosporidium ubiquitum
Lineage: Eukaryota; Apicomplexa; Conoidasida; Eucoccidiorida; Cryptosporidiidae
Exons: 1
Coding region: 1-1818 (605 amino acids)
Source: RefSeq, a predicted model, not a curated record
AUGAAACAUUUUUUUUCAAUUAAUAGGAUACUUCCAAAUAUCUCUAUUGAAUUAAAGUUCGGUUUAAAUAAUAUUUUUGAUUUAAUUCAAGAUCAGCAUACCCAGUACAGAAUAUUAAAUGCGAUUUACAUUCUAUGUAUUGAUCUCAAAAAUGAUAUUAUCUUGGAAUCUGGAUCGGUUAUAAACGAUCUUAUUAAAUUGAUAGGAAGAUUACUAGAAUUGGAAAAGUACGAAGAGAAUAAUAAUUUAGAUUUAAACAUAAUUGCAGUUGAAACAUUUUUAGACGUUUUUUUCCUUCUUAAAUUUCCAAAAAAUUGUCAGUUAAUUAACAUAAUCAAUUCAAAAAUAAGUGAAUUAAAAUUAAAAAAUUUUUGGGUCUUAGGUCAAUUAAUAAACGAACUUUAUCAGAAUUCCAGAGAGAGUAACUAUAAACUUCACGAAUCAAUUCUCAUUGAAAACAGGCACAUUGAAAACAGGACCUUCGAACAAAAAGACAGAAAUAUUGAAUCAGAUACUUUAAAUGUGAAGUUUGAUGAACAUUUUGAAGAUUUUCAAGAUAUUAGCCAAAUAUUUGAAUAUAAGAAUUCGAUCAAGAUUGGUGUUCCUACAUAUUUGGAUUUUGAAUACGAGCCAUACAAUAGCAAAAGGAUCAAUUUCUUUUAUUUAGAUGAAGAUGAGAUGGAUGUAGUCUAUAGAAACGUAAAGUUUUCAUUUAGCUUGACAAAUCAAAUAUUGGAAAAUUUGUUUAAUACAUUGAAAAAUUUCCAAAACAAAUAUCAGUAUAACCCUGUUUCAAUUUUGAUAUACAGACUAAUUAUUUACAGAUACACGGAAUUUGGAAAUAAUACAAUUAAUAAACUGAAUCAAUUGAUUGAAAAUUCAAAAUCUGAAGCUCUUGUAACUUCUUUAUUUGAGUGUUCUUUAUUAAUUAAAGAUGAAGAAUUAUAUAAUAUUUUUGAUUUUUAUAUUCAAUUAGAAAACUCUCAUGAUUUUUUAGAUGUAGUUAUAACUAUCAACAACCUUAUUCGGUUGCAUUUGGAAAAUUAUUCAUCUUCGCUAAAUAAAUUUUCUUCUUGGAUAAAGACAAAAAAAAAUGAUCGGAUUCUAAAGCUUGACAGAAAACUUAUCAAUGCAAAUUUUCCAAAUACAUUUGAAAUGGUAAAGUACUAUUUGGACCAUUUUAAAACUGAAUUAUGUUUAAUUUCAAAAAAGUUUCAGAUUUUGGCGUCAACACUUAAAGAAAAUAAUCAUGAAUAUUGUUACAACCACAUUGAAUUAGCUUUAAAUGAGAUUAAAACCUUAAUUUUUUCAACUCCAAUCUUUAAUAGAAACGACUUGUUGGAAAUUAUUCGCAAUUUAUUUUCAAUAAAUUUAGAUGAAUAUAUUAAUUUAUAUUUUUACAUGUACAGUUGUGAUUCUGCAAAUGGCGAACCUGCAAGAAAAAUUAAUAAUUAUUUAGAUACUAAACACUUAAUUAAUUCCACGUUACAUAAUGCAAAAUACUUUCAAAAAAAUUAUUUAUCUAAAUCAGAAUCUUGUGACCUCAGGUUUCGUUCAAUAAAAUUACUUAGAGAAAUUCAAAAUUAUGAUUUUUUAAAAGAAUUGCUAUUUGUAUUACAAACUAUAUCAAAAAGGCAGCAAUUAAUUUUUUGGUGGUAUAUUAAUUCCAAUGAAAUUCCGUUUAUUUCUGAAUUCGUUUCGAAAUUAUUUGCAGAAAGAAGAAGAAUAGGAACAUUACAAUGUUAUUUAAGCUGUAUGGAAAUUGAGUUUACGAAUUUACUUAAUAAUAAUCUUCAAGCUCAUAAUAACGGUAAGUAG